AGUUUCAGUGACAUAUUUAAUGGUUCACACCUCCUCUCAUCAUCCUACAGAGGCAGUGAAAUUUCUUUCCAAGUUACAGGUCCAUUCUCAGCACACGGUGACAACAUGCUGGUGACUCUCUGUGCUCUCAUCACUGCUCUGACAUGUGUGAGUGGUGUGACGGUACUGACACAGAAACCUGUUUUAUCAGUGAGGAAAGGAGAGACAGCCACCAUGGACUGUAACCUGGGGACUGUUACUAGCUAUGCUGCUGCCUGGCAUAAACAGAUUCCAGGAGGAAGUCCUCAGCAUGUGCUGAGGAUGUAUCAUAGUUGGAGUUCACCAUACUAUGGCUCUGGAUUCUCCUCUCCAAAAUUCACAUCCACUCAUCAGUCAACAUCAGAUUAUCGUUUGAUCAUCAAGAAUGUGGAGGAGGGAGACUCUGCAGUCUAUUACUGUCAGACAUGGGACGGCUCUGCUGUAUUCGGACAAGGCACCAAGCUGAUUGUGACAAGCUCCAGCCUCCCUCCUCCUGUCCUGACAGUCUUCCCUCCGUCCAGUGCUGAGCUCCGGUCCGACACAGCUUCUCUGGUCUGUCUGUCCAGUCAGUCUGUGCCUUUUGCAGAUGUGAGCUGGUUGGCUGCUGGGAGUCCAGUGAGCAGUGAGAUCUCUACCAGCACUGCUGUUCAGAGACCAGACCAGACUUACCAAAUCAGCAGCUUUCUGACCAUCCAGACAUCAGACUGGAACAUGAAUAAGGUUUAUACAUGUAAAGUGUCUUUGGGCUCACAGACUUCAGAGAAAACCAUCAAGAAGUCAGAAUGUCCCACUGAAUAGUCGAGGACCAGAAUGUGCAUUUAAAAUUGGCUUGUCUACUGCUGUUUGCUAAAAUAUAUUCAUGUUGGAAAUCUGAAUAAGGCAUAAGAUUUACACCAUGAGUAUAUUUUCUUGUCAUUACUGCAUAGUUUUAGGAAUUCGUGUUUUGCUGUCUUUUCCCUUAUUUUAAUAAAAUGCAGUUUAAAAUAUUCAUACAUGAAUUUUUUUUAAUUUUACAUAAAAAAA
Molecule: messenger RNA, 1041 nt
Organism: Haplochromis burtoni (Burton's mouthbrooder)
Lineage: Eukaryota; Metazoa; Chordata; Actinopteri; Cichliformes; Cichlidae
Product: immunoglobulin lambda-1 light chain-like
Exons: 4
Coding region: 106-816 (236 amino acids)
Source: RefSeq, a predicted model, not a curated record